This is a messenger RNA of Pangasianodon hypophthalmus (striped catfish), 4294 nucleotides long. RefSeq names its product opsin 4xa (gene opn4xa). Bases 20 to 1414 code for a protein of 464 amino acids. Lineage: Eukaryota; Metazoa; Chordata; Actinopteri; Siluriformes; Pangasiidae. Gene Ontology annotation, molecular function: G protein-coupled receptor activity. The transcript has 9 exons. The record is from RefSeq and is a predicted model, not a curated record. Gene Ontology annotation, biological process: G protein-coupled receptor signaling pathway; visual perception. Gene Ontology annotation, cellular component: membrane.
GUUACAGCAGGACUUGGACAUGGAUCGAGGUUUCUACAGAAAGGUGGAUGUUCCAGACCAUGCACACUACAUCGUGGCCUUCUUCGUGGCGGUCAUCGGGGCUGUGGGUGUCAUCGGGAAUGCACUGGUUAUAUACGCAUUCUUCUGUAACAAGAAACUACGCUCUCCACCCAACUACUUCAUUGUCAACCUUGCUGUGAGUGACUUCCUCAUGGCCAUCACUCAGUCGCCCAUCUUUUUUGUCAAUAGUUUAUAUAAGGAGUGGGUGUUUGGGAAAACAGGGUGUAAGAUCUAUGCCUUCUGUGGUGCUUUGUUUGGCAUCACUUCCAUGAUUAACCUGGUGGCCAUCUCCAUCGACCGCUACAUAGUAAUCACCAAGCCACUGCAGGCAAUCAGGUGGACCUCUAAACGUCGAACACUCAUCAGCAUCCUGCUAGUGUGGAUUUACUCACUGGCCUGGAGUUCAGCACCCUUACUUGGAUGGAGCUCCUAUAUCCCAGAAGGCCUCAUGACUUCUUGCACAUGGGACUAUGUCACAUCGACUCCAGCUAACAAAAGCUACACGCUCAUGCUGUGCUGCUUGGUCUUUUUUGUCCCCUUGGGCAUCAUAUCCUACUGCUAUGUGUUCAUGUUUCUAGCUAUUCGUAACACAAGCAGAGAUGUAGAGAGCCUGGGCACACAGAUGAGGAAUAGCACACUGGUCCAACAGCAGUCUAUAACAAGAGAGUGGAAACUGGCAAAGGUCGCCUUUGUGGUCAUUGUCGUGUAUGUGCUGUCCUGGUCACCCUACGCCAGUGUUACUCUCAUCGCCUGGGCAGGGUAUAGCAGCAUCCUGACACCAUAUUCCAAGGCAGUGCCUGCAGUCAUUGCCAAAGCUUCUGCCAUUUAUAAUCCUUUCAUCUACGCCAUCAUCCACUCCAAAUACAGGGACACUCUGGCUGCGAAGGUGCCAUGUCUACACUUCUUGAACAAGACUCCUCAUAAGCAGUGUGUCCCCAUUACGAACAGUGAUUUUUCAUUAAGGAAUUCAAUGCUGAGCAUGCAAUCAUCGGGGUCAAGGACAAAGUUCAACUCAGUGUCUUCAAUGUUCACUGGACAUACAGCUCCAUUGCUAAGGACUUCCCAAUCAGCUAACCAGCUCAUGGAGAAGGAGCAGAGACAUCAACUUCAGCAGGAAAUCAGCUUCAAGAACUACCUGGCUCAAGAAAAGCCAGCCAUCUUGGAUGGAGUCUCACUGAGCAUCUGUGACCAAGAUCUAGUGGCUGAGUCAGCAAACAUGGCCACCAUGCCCCUGCUCAUGACGAGCCCAGGAGAGGAUCAGAAGGACGACGAUGGACAGGAGGAACAGAUCAUGUCCUCUCAACAUCACAAGAGCUGUUUGAAGACCUUCAGCCUAAAACCACAAAACCCAUAAGACUUUUAUGAAAACAUAGGUAUGCCAAAUAUCAUCAGCAGUCAGUCACUGCCAGGUCACUCAGGGAAUGACCUGUUUGAGGAUUACAAGGUAGAAGAAGGAGAAGAAGGCUGCCCAGACCGGAGAGACCAACUUACUGCUACAACUGUUCCCAAUGGUUUCCUUAGAGUCUCUUUGAGAUUCUUGACUGAACACAAAUCUAGAUCUAAUUCUGCUCAUCAAAAUCUGUGGUAUAUAUAUUAUAAACAGACUCUAGAACUUUCUGUGGAGACCACAUCUGUACCACCACGUGUUCAUUUACUCUACUUCUCUUUUGCAGAACUUUCUGUGGAGACCAUAUCUGUACCAUGUGUUCAUAUACUUUAACACUCCUUUGUUGUCAGUACUGAUACAUCUCUAGUUAUAUCCAGUGUGUUUAGUAACAUUUUGCCCCAUCUCACACCACACCAUCUGCCAUGGCUACGUGGGUUUGAAAUCAUUUUACUAGUAAAUAGCAAUGCAAUGAUGUAAAUGUCACUUUGUACUUUGGCCAAUCUUCUCACAUUGAUUUUAUUCAGAAAAACUAGGACAAAAACAAUAUAUAGUAUGGCAAUACACUUAUCACAGCCAACUCUGGAAAAUCCUUCAAGGGAACAGAGAAGUCCAAACCUUAAACAUAACUUUUUUUUCUUCUUUUUUAAGCAUUACUUUACCUGGCAUGACUUUAGUUUUUGUUUUAAUCUUCAUUGUCUUAAUCAUUUCUGGUUUUCAUACUAAGUAAGAUUAUUUCUUCCUUUGUUCAUUUUCAUUGUUGUUUUACUUCUAUGCAUUUUUUUUAUUGUUCUUAAACCACUUUCAUCUGUAUAUUUAAACAACAGUGUGCCAUAUACAUUUAUUGUGGCUGACUGAAAUCUCUUUAUCACAAGACAUAUUGAAGCUCAAGUACUGAAAUAUACAGGUAGAGGGCAGCAAUUGAAGUUGAUUUUGUUCCUAAUUUGUUUUCUGAAGACAGUAACAUUAACUUGAAGUUGAUUUUGUGGGGUUAUAUAUGGUUACAGCACAUUUUUCAAUUUCUAGAAACAAGUUAAAACAUUUGGAAUAGUGGGACACAAGGGGUGUAACACAAAUCAAAGAGACAUGACACUAUUUUUUGGCAUUUUGAGGCAAAUUUAUUUAAAAAUAUAGGAAAUGAAGCUUGCUUCUGGGGGACAUUGCUAACAAAAUUUUAUUGAUUGAGGAUUUUAAAGUAAAUUUCCUAUUCCUAACAAAAACAAAAGAAAAAAACUUUAAUUUCUCUCUAAGCUAAAAAAAAGCCUGUUCCCAAAACAAAUGGCACCCCUACAAUGUUCAUGCAGCUAUAGUGGCACAGUUAUCUGGUAUUUACAGUGUGACUUUCUGAUGUCUGAUAUUUAAGCCAUAGGUACAAAGAAGCUGAUAAAAAAUUUUAAAUACAGUGUAUCAUGUGUAUGUCAUGUAUAUACAUUAUUUACAGAGCUAGCAUAAAGGAGCAAAGUUCAAGGCCUGGCAUAUUGCUGAAAAUUGAUUGAAAAUUGCUAAGAUAGCAUAACUCAGUAGUAUACAAAGUUCAAGGAUGAGCAUACAACAAAGAAUCAGCACCAUAUAGGAUAAAGCUGAGUUAUUUAAAAAAAAAAGAAAAAAAAGGAGUGUCAGCUGUUAACUGGGACUGAUGUGAUGGGCCCAAAUGUGGCACCACUGUCUCUGGCAGUCUCCAUUUUAUAUUUUUCUAAAGUACUGAUAUCAAUCCCAAUCUUCCAAUCCCAUUGUUCUCUUCUGGGAGUGAGAUAGAAAGACCGAAAGACAAGAAAUAUGUUCAGGAAUGUAACAGUAUGGUUUUUUCUUACCAAACACACUUCUCUUGACAGCCUUGUGUUCACACUGUUAUUAUGUUUGUAAUACUAUAUGUGACUAUGUGUCUAACUUCGGAAGAGGAUCGUCAUAUAGGAGUAACGUCUAUAUGCAAUGAAAAAGCAGUUUAUUUGUGUGGUCUGAUAAACCAGUAUGCAAUAUUUCUCAGAGACUGCUUCGUGACAUUUGCUGGGAUGCUUAUUUUAUAAUUGCUUUUUCUCCAUUUGAGUUCUUGCAGAUGUUGAUUUAAAGGCCCAGUCAGUUUAUAUGGAAAUGAAAUAUUUUGUAAUACAUUCCAAAAUGUGAGUAAGAUAUUACUCUUUUUGUAUGGGUUAUGCACCAAGCGUCACUCAAACUAAAAAAAUAAUUUUCUGCAUUAGUUAACAUAACACUGUACCUUAAUCCUGAGGUUUGUUCAUGUUAGCUUGUGUAUUAUAUAAUGUCAAUUACAUAAUGUCACCCAGUUUCUCCUGUUUCUUUUGGUUUCUGAUGAGAUUUAUCAGGGAACACUGUAUAAGCUAUGUUAGACACUAUGUUACUCAUAUCACUGUAUGCAGGAUCGUGAGUCUGCUUUGAAUGUGCGUAAUAUAUACAUUGAGAAUACACUUUAUAUUACCAGUGAUGACUCACACAAACUUUCUUUUCAUGUUUUAUAUGUGUUUGAAUUGAACAGGUGUGAAAUAUUUGCUGUAUGAUAAUCAUCAUGGUUUUCAGUAUAUCACAUAUCUUCUCACAACUUGGCAGUUUCAAAGUAGUUAAUAUGUAAGGAAUAAAAAACUUAGAGGUGUGCAGUUAUGGGAAAAUAAUCAACAUGAGGUGGUGUGUUCCAGCUUAACACAAAGUAGAGUUGCUGUUACCACCCCGAAGUUGAUUAUUUUCCAAUAACAGCAUGUCCCGAAUAGUUUUUUUUUUCUCUUACAGUAUGGUAAUUUGCCAACGGUUAAAAUAUUUUUAUUUAUUAAAGAACAAAAUGUCAUACUUUUUAUCCAUUUAUAGUGACAUUUAAUGUUGUGGAAUGUCUGUGAAACAAGUUAG